AUGAAUGGUACUAACCCCACAAUCACGAAUAAGAAGGACAUACCGCUUAUGGUGCGCAAGUUUCUUCAGUCAGAGGCUACAGGAAAGACUGUUGAGGAUUAUUCAGCCAUUGACUCUGAUGAUAAUACCUUCAAAAUCGAAUACUACUUUUUCUACGGCACACUCAUGGACCCCUCAAUCCUGGCCAAGGUCCCGAAACAUCCCAGUCGAAUCGAACCUCGCCCCGCCAAGAUCAUAGGGUACAGCACCAAGUUCUGGGGCGAUUACCCGGCCCUGAUAGACGGUCCGCCUGGAAAUCCGGUCUGA
Messenger RNA from Rasamsonia emersonii CBS 393.64, 306 nucleotides. RefSeq lists its product as uncharacterized. The coding region runs from base 1 to 306 and encodes 101 amino acids. The transcript is spliced from 2 exons. The record is from RefSeq and is a predicted model, not a curated record. NCBI's taxonomy places the organism in Eukaryota, Fungi, Ascomycota, Eurotiomycetes, Eurotiales, Trichocomaceae.